Molecule: messenger RNA, 1676 nt
Organism: Phymastichus coffea
Lineage: Eukaryota; Metazoa; Arthropoda; Insecta; Hymenoptera; Eulophidae
Product: WD repeat-containing protein 38-like
Exons: 9
Coding region: 254-1375 (373 amino acids)
Molecular function (GO): protein binding
Source: RefSeq, a predicted model, not a curated record
CUGGCCCGAAUGAAUAGGGUCAUAAAGUGGAUGAAUAGUAUUAGUAAGUAAGUGCGUUUAACUAAAACUGAAGUAAUAUUGAUAGAUCAAAGUCGGAUUGAUAUAAAUUGAUAAACGAAUUGCAACAAUCAAUGGAAAUGAAGAACGAAGAGGAAGAAAUAUAUUUGAAAUGAUAACAAAAGAAAAACACAACGAUUUGCUUACAUAGUCAAUGUGAAUAUUUAAAAGCUGACACAGCAGACGCUAAUUUCAAAUGGAAAAAUCAAGGGAAAAACUACAAUACAAUAUGAACGAGAUUGAAAAAGGUUUCUUAGUAGAACGCAAAUUAUCACGAGAAGAUAUUAUAGAAAGAUAUGAAUGGAUUAAAACUAAAAGAUCGAAAGUAAAUUCAAUUAACGAAGAUCGAAAUUACCUUACCCGAAAAGUAUACUUUCCUGAUACAUUUAAUGGUUUAUAUUGUGCGAGAUACUCAUCAGAUGGCGAAACUGUUGUUACAGGCUAUGGAUCUGGCUGUAUUCAGCUAAGAAAUGGAGAUACAGGCGAAUUGAGGAAUAGUCUGAAAGCUGCUUUAGAAACAUCGUUUCCUGUGACAAGUUGUUGUUUUCAUCCUAUCAACAGGAAUAUCAUAUAUGCUUCCAGCGCAUGCGGAAGCAUAUUUUUAUGCAAAAUGAAUACUGUCGAAUUUUAUAAUUUUAGUACAGAGUUAGACAAUGAAAUCAACGCUGUGGAUGUCAAUAUUUCCGGAGAAUACGUGAUUACAGGUGGUAAAGAUGCAGGGUUACGAGUCUAUGAUUCAGAAACAGGAAAGUUGAUCAAAAACUAUACCAAGGAUAAAAUAAAUUUAAUAGCCGAAGAUGCAACAAAAUUUCAUCACAUGAGAAUAUUUGCAGUGAAAUGCCAUCGAAUAGAUUCAAAUAUUGUCGUGACCGGUGGUUGGGAUGCUAUUGUAAAAGUUUGGGAUUUAAGAGUUGGUGGCGGAUCGAUAAAAGCUAUUAAUGGUCCAUAUAUUUGUGGAAAUGCUAUUGAUUUACGAGAUACAAAUAUACUCACUGGUUCGUGGGUUGUAAAAAAUAGUCUUCAAAUUUGGGACAUAUCUAGUGGAAAACUUAUUGAAACAGUAAAUCCAAUCAAUCGAGAAACAACGCUCGAUGGGGAAUAUUUGUAUGUGGCUCAAUAUUUUGACGGGGAUCCUUAUGGCGAGCACGUAGUUGUUGGUGGUUCGGGCAUCGGUUUUGUUGAGGUCAUCAAUUUGAAAGAAAAAAACGUUGUAGCACGUUUCAAAGUGAAUAAAGCAGUACUGACAAUUGACAGUUACAAAACCAAUAUCGUUUAUGGUGGAAUGGAUUCAACAAUCAAUCUGACAGAAUAUUUUUGAUUCCCAGAACAAGAUUGUUUAUCUUUAAAGUAACUCUAAAUUAUUAAUCUAAAUUAUUAUUUAAAGUAAAUCUAAAUUAUACGUAGUAACGAUUUUUCGCUUAACUUCAAAGUACUAUAUUUAUUGGUUUUUAAUAAUUCGCAAGAGUUGCGUACUAAAUGUCAAAAAAUUGGACAUAUUUUGCUUAAAAACCUAAAUUGCAGAUUAUUCCAAAAAGAAGUAUAUGCAUUUUUUUAGUAAUAAUUUGAGCUUAUAAAUAAAAUGAUAUAAUUAAACGCAACGUACAAGAAUUGAUUAUAAU